This is a messenger RNA of Puccinia triticina, 1578 nucleotides long. RefSeq lists its product as uncharacterized. Lineage: Eukaryota; Fungi; Basidiomycota; Pucciniomycetes; Pucciniales; Pucciniaceae. The transcript is spliced from 11 exons. Gene Ontology annotation, molecular function: histone deacetylase activity. The record is from RefSeq and is a predicted model, not a curated record. Bases 1 to 1578 code for a protein of 525 amino acids.
AUGCCACGGGUAGCAUAUUACUAUGAUGAUGACGUUGGAGCUUAUGCGUAUGCUCCGCACCACCCGAUGAAGCCACACCGUAUCAAGAUGGCACACAACUUGAUCCUGAACGCCGGAUUGAACAAGAAGAUGGACAUGCUUACCGCAAAACGGGCAACACGAGAAGAGAUGACCAAGUUCCACACGGAUGAAUAUAUAUGCCACAUUGCGCAAGUCAAUCAAGAAGACCCAGAGACACUCGUAUCUGGACGAGACAAGAGCGGCGACAACCGAUUCCUCGUGGGUGACGAUUGUCCUGGAUUCGAGGGUUUAUUCGAGUUUUGUUCAAUCUCUGCUGGCGGUUCGAUAGCCGCUGCAAAAAGGAUAAACUCAGGACAGGCCGAUAUUGCCAUCAAUUGGUCAGGAGGUCUCCAUCACGCCAAGAAACGAGAAGCUAGCGGGUUUUGUUAUGUGAAUGAUAUCGUCUUGGCCAUCCUCGAGCUACUCAGGUUUCACUCCAGGGUCUUGUAUAUCGACAUCGACAUCCAUCAUGGCGAUGGCGUCGAGGAGGCCUUCUACACCACCGAUCGGGUGAUGACAUGCUCCUUCCACAAGUUUGGCGACUUCUUCCCCGGAACUGGCCAUGUUGGUGAUCGCGGGAUAGGCAAAGGUAAAGGCUAUGCGGUCAAUGUGCCCCUCAAGACGGGGAUUGAUGAUGAUACCUAUCGGAGUAUCUUCAGGCCUGUCAUCAAUCAUAUCAUGAGCUGGUAUCAACCUGGCGCCAUCGUUUUGCAAUGUGGCGCCGACUCGCUAGCGGAGGAUAAGCUGGGAAGUUUUAAUCUGUCGAUGAACGGACAUGCGGAUUGCGUGCGGCACGUCAAGUCAUUCAAUGUGCCCUUGGUCGUGCUCGGUGGUGGAGGCUACACAAUUCGGAAUGUCGCGAGGACGUGGGCCUUCGAAACAUCGGUCUGUCUGGGCCCACACGAGGAACUCUCGCUCGCCGACCUACCUUAUAACGAAUACAUGGAAUACUUUGGCCCGAAUUUCAAACUGGAGGUACCCUCUAACAACAUGGAUAAUCAUAAUUCGCUGGAUUACCUGAAUGGAAUCUUGUCGAAGGUUGUCGAUAGUUUAAGGGAUCUACCGUUUGCACCUAGUACUCAGCGCCGACCGUUAUCAUGUUAUCCGGAAACUAAGACUACUCACGACACGGACGAUUCUGAUUCUGAUGAUGGACCGCCAGGCCAUGGCCCGGGGAUGUCAGGCAAUCAAGCCAAUGCGAACGAGAGUGCCCAGCCUGAGCCAGCACCUGCGCCGCCGCCCCCACCAGUCCACCAACCGAAUCGCGUCGGCCGUCCUUCCCGACUAAAGCCACCCCCGCCACCACGGAAAGUGUCGCCCAAGCCGGUCGAGCCAGCCGACCGGGCCGAUGGCCAGGGCUCCAAGGAUCGGCCCAACGGUACGGCCGCCGGGGGUAGCGAGCGCAAGAAGCAGUGGAAUCCGAACACGGAUGAACAGGUCGACAACAAGCCAUCAGCAGUUUGCCGAAAGCUCGGCCAGACUCGAUCGCCCCCCUGGCGGCUUCUCAUCCCUGAUUGA